ACACAAACUUUAGGGAUAAAUAUUUUGGAUAGUGGGUAACACUGACUGUUCCUUCUUUUUCGUGACGCUCCGCUGCGAGCUGGUUGAUGUUAUCAAACAAAAAGAAAAAAUUCAACAUCAUCAAAAAACACGCUGUCAACAAUGAAAACAGUCAAAAUGAAAGUCCAAGCCCAGCGCAAAUUUGCGCAGGGGGCUUUUGUGCCUCCCUCACCUAUGUUUACAGAGCCACGCAGGAUGACCAUACUAAAUCGACCUGUAGAUAACUCUGUUAAAGUAAUGAGCAACAACAUACCGGCAAAGAACAUGCUAGAUGCAAUCACAUUUUCUCAUCCUGGAAUGCAUCUACACUCACCACGAGUACUACUUGAAAGGCUGUCAAGCACAGAUUAUAAGGCGCCAUCAAAAGAAUCUACACAUAAAAAAAAUACCAGAAAAUCUAUAAAGAAGAACAAACUAAAACAGCAAAACAUAGCUCCUUCGGAGCGUGUACUAAGAUCGAUGAGAGUUGCAUCACCAGGUGCGAUAUCUGAUGACAUGCCUCUGACUUACCAUUUGAAGAAAAGACCACCAAAACCAAAUGUAAUUCCAAAGAAAAACAAAUGUACAAAUACAAAUUACACUGAAAACCAUACGAGAGAACUAACAACAAGUAAAAAAAGGAAGAGUAGCAGGCUGCCGGAUAUUCCUCCAACUGAUCGCAUUUUGAGAAUCUCUAACAGAUCUUCAGCUUGUGGCAGUUGUGAUGUCACCGUGCCAGCAAAAAAUCAGCAGGCGGCAAAACGGAAUAAAAAUGCCAACACGAACGGUAUUAAAAAGUCCAAGCAUGAAGGUCCAGAUGUAGGCAGUAUUCGCUGUAAACCAAUAGAAAAGCUUCUUGAACUGAGCCAACUGCCUGAACAGCCUGCACCACGCGCUCAAGGUACUAGUGCUGAUGCUAAUGUUGGCAAACAACAAAAGAGUAACACUGGCAACAUUGUACCAAGCACUUCUACAUGCAUAAUUGAUACACAUACAGCAUCACUUACUAAUCCUGUCGUUCAAUUACCAUUGUUAUCCAAUUUAUGUGAGCCCACACCAUCUACAAGCGGUUCCAAUAUUAACAAGAACACUGCAAGCACAAAGAACAAUGCUACAUCAAAUGAGCCAAUGCCGUCAACCAGUUCUGAAUAUGAUUUUGAAAAUGUACCUGAAGAAGAAGAAUCACUAAGAAAUAGAAAACCAAGUGAAUGCGGUUUAUCAGAAGCAGGAUUUUAUGAGGUGCCUGUUUACCACCCCACUGUGAAGCAAUUUACUGAUCCUUUGUCAUUUUACAAUAAAAUUGCACCCGAGGCUUCUGCAUUUGGGUUCUGCAAAGUAAUCCCUCCAAAGAUGUUUCAGCCAGCAUGUAAUCUAAAUGGCUUAGAUCGACUUGUUGUAUCGAACCAGUAUGUGAGUCGCCUCUAUAACAGAUUUGGUGAAGGAACAAAGGAGAUGUGUACCAUUAGGUCUUACAUGGCAAGUCAUGGUAUUUUUGCGAAAACACCACUGAUUGACGGCUUGGAAGUAAAUCUACCACAAAUUUUCACACUUGUACAACGAUAUGGUGGUUUCAAUGAAGUCACACGAAAAAAUAAGUGGCAGAAAGUGGCAGAAGAAAUGAGUCUGCCCAAACUAUCAAACCCUGACAUUAAAUUAGACCGAAUAUACCUAAAAUAUAUGCUACCAUAUGAAAUUCUAACCAAUGAAGAAAGAGUAAACCUGAGAAAAAGCAUUGAAAAGUGUUGGUUAGAAGAGUACCAGGAAAUGAAUCAGCGUGCUAGAAAUCCUCUGCAAGUGAAAAAAAUGUAUGAUGGACAAAAAAGAGCCUCAUCCCCAAAAAAUGUGAACGAAAAAACAGCCCCUGAUCCAGAAAAACAGAAACUCCAAAAUAUGAAAAAAAUUAUCUGUGACAUAGAAGAUUGCGUCAAGCCUGGCCGAAGCAUGCCGCUUUCGGUGUUUAAGAAGAUUAACGAAAGUGCUAAUCAAGUGUAUUUAAAGAAGAAACGGACUAUAGACGCAAUAGAAAAUUUUUACUGGGAUGCUGUGCUAAAUGCCAAAGACCACAUAGUAGUACAUACAGCAUCAGUUGAUACCAGUGAUCGUGAUAUUGGAUUUUCCACUGAGGAAGGUGUUUCAAUGUUCAAUCACCCAUGGAACUUGAAACAUGUGCGGAACAAUGAGCGAAAUAUGCUACGGUCGUUAGGCCCAUUGGUACCCAUUAAUAAACCAAUUGUGCACUUUGGUAUGCUUUUCUCAAGUAACUGCUGGCACAGAGAUCCUCAUGGGUUGCCCUGGCUCGAAUAUCUUCACACGGGCAAAGAAAAAAUAUGGUAUGGAGUACCUGCAAACCAAAGUGAAAAAUUCCGUAAAGCUAUGGAGAAGAUAUGUCCCUUAUACGUACAAAAUAAAAAGGUCUGGCUCUCGUCGGACAUAGCUAUGAUUCCACCAGACCUACUAGCCAAACAUGGAGUAACAUUAUUUAGAGAAGUCCAAUCAAAAGGAGAAUUCAUUUUUAUAUUUCCCAAAGCGUACACUUCGUCUAUAUGUACAGGAUACUCUAUAUCAGAAAGUGUUUAUUUUGCGAUGGAGCCAUGGACUUACGUCGUGGCCAAUAUAGUCAAGGAGCUGCGAAACAGCUGGGAGCCUAUGAUGUUCGCACCAGAACAUCUUUUUAUAGCUUUAAUCCGAGACAACAGUGUUCCUAUCGAUGUUGUAAAGCGUAUAUAUCCUGAGUUCAAACGCAUAAUCAAUGAGGAAAUCACCUGCAGAUCCGCUUUACUCGACCUAGGAGUUGUGGAGAGUUUCUCAAGUCGAAAAGAUGAUAUCUGGAGGGGAAAGGAGGAGGAAGAGUGUGACGUGUGCAGACGCCCGCUUUAUAUUUCAAAAGUGAAAGGAUCUAUCAGUUGCACACCCAUAGCACCAAUUUGCCCUCAAGAUGCGAAACGCAUACUGCGAACUGCUCAGGUAGAAACCCAUUUAAGGCUCGUGAUCAUGAUUUCGAAUUUGCAAAUAAAAGAAAUUUUAACACUUGCAGAUUUAAGAAUAGCGUCUUCAACGAAUAAUUAAACCGUUGAACAAUAGUUGAAUUCGUAACUUUCAACUGAACCAUUUUCUCUAAAUUUUAUAUUUUUCAUAUAAAUGUUAAGCUAACUGGUUACUUAUACAUUGCAACUACUGGAGGUUGCUAUUUUAUGCUCACUACGUUUAUUUAAAAGCGGACGCCCCUUACUUAACGUGAAAAUCAGUGUAAACUUUCAUCCUCUUUUUUAUUUGACUCUAUUACACUUUUCAUUAGUGGUAGAGCGUUUUGUGUUGAAAGAUUAUUGUUGCAAGUGUAUUUUGGAUUCUUGUGAGCGAUUUUUGGAGUUUACUCCUUAAGAAUCGAUUUUUCAUAUGUAGCCCCGGUAUGAAAAAAAUAUGGGCACUAAAUUUCGAUGUACAUAUGACAGAGUUACUCCUGAAAAGUGAAAUGUAUGCCCACCUUUCACCGUGGGCUGCCGCCAACAGGCGCGCCCAAGUGUGCCCGAACGCAUGUGCAUGCUGUUAACGGGAACGCUCGCCGCGGCCUGCUGCUCCUCAGUUGCGCACAUUUCACUUUUCAGGCGUGGGUAUUGAGACGUACGUAGUGUAUGCUGCGGGGCAACAUACUCGUAUACCUAUUUAGAAAGUUGAUCUUAAAGAGUAAACUCCUUUCGUGCGUCGUAGCUGACACACAUUUUUUUUUUCAUAUUUAUACCGUUACCUGGUAUACAAGUCAUCCGUCAAAGUGUUAAGUAUAGUUUAUAAAAAUAUUAUUAAUAUAUAAUAUAUUAUAAGUAAUAAGUUUAAUGUCAAGUUCAAUAUAAUAUAUCGACAGUCCCUACGUACAAAGAAAGCGUCAUGUCAAAUAGUGAGGUUUCGAGAGAGCGCUUUUGAAGUUCAAAUGCUUCUAUGUAAAAUUUUGUAGAUUUUUCUUCUUUGCUGUUUUUUGUAGUUCGAGAUCCGGCAUAAGAAAUAAAUACCCUCAUUUGUUAUUUCUUUGGGGUAGGAAAUAAACGAUAUAAAAUAUUCAAGUUUACACGUUGUAAAUAGGUUGCCUAGUUAAAACAUACAAAAUCUAGGAAACCAUGAAAGUUGAUUAAAGGCAGUAUAUAGUUAAAUUAAACUAAGCUUUUAUUUGAUUCUAUCUAUAUCUAUUGAGGACUAAAUACCUAAUGACUUAUUCCUUAUAUUUCUUAUCACUAAUAUCAGAUGAUAUAUUUCUAAUGCUGGGUCUUGGACGAUUUAGCUCUUGUAUAUUUAUAAGGGAACAAAUAUUAAUAACAACAAUAAAAAUACAUGUAAAACGUAUUAGUAUUGCUUGGAUUUUAAAAUGUAACCGCUGAUUAAUGUGACAUGUCCUUUUGUAUGUAGAGAUCAUCGGUUUUUAACUUUAUUGACACCCACCUUUUCUCUUAGGAGAAAAGAUUCUGUGAUUUACUUUGGAUCUCGAAUUUAACAUACUUUUAAUCCUAAUAUAUGUAAGAGAUAAUGACGGAGUUUUUUCAUUGUAAAUACAGGGUUUCCCGUUUUUAAUAGAUAAAACUCAAAUGGGAGAUACAUACCUAAUUAUAUCUAACUUUACUAAUUUGAUUUGUUUUGAAAAAAGUUGAUUUGAUUUGUUUUCAGUAGAAUAAUAUUUUUUUUCGAAUUUUUCUAUCUUGAAUUAGUUUAUUAAUUAUAAUUUUUAUUACAUUCAGAAGGAAAUUAAUCUAAAAAAAUAACAUUUUUACGAGAAAAGAUUCCUUACAGACCUACACUAAUUUUUCAAAUGUAAAUUAAAUUUAAUUUUUCUUUAAAUGAUAUCUUGAAACUAGAUUUAAUUUGAAAUAGGAAUCAAAGCGUUUAAAAAAACAAAUAAGUUUGAUAUUUCUCAUUAGGCAGAAAUAGUUUUAAUAGCAUGUUACGUCACAAACAAGUAACGCCUUCUUAUACCUUAUGUACAUGUAUAGUACCUUCAUACAAUUUUUUAUUUUGCCAAAACGCUCCCCAUUAGUCUCAAAGGACAGAGGACUCCCUCACUCUAAAGUUCAAUACCUUGCUUCGUAUUAAAAAAAACAUGGUUUUUUGACUUGGUAUUGGACUUGAUAUUGGAUUAUCCAUUAAUUACGGGACGCUCUGUACCUAUAUUAUUAAGGCAGCGGCGGACUGAGCCCUUCGGGAGCCUGCUGAUUGAUGUUUGAUGUUUAAUUGAUGUCAGUAUAAAUAAAUGUACUUUAAAAAU
Bicyclus anynana (squinting bush brown) is the source of this 5260-nucleotide messenger RNA. RefSeq names its product protein Jumonji (gene Jarid2). Gene Ontology annotation, biological process: chromatin remodeling. The record is from RefSeq and is a predicted model, not a curated record. Gene Ontology annotation, cellular component: nucleus. The coding region runs from base 142 to 3084 and encodes 980 amino acids. Lineage: Eukaryota; Metazoa; Arthropoda; Insecta; Lepidoptera; Nymphalidae. Gene Ontology annotation, molecular function: DNA binding; histone demethylase activity. The transcript is spliced from 15 exons.